Botrytis fragariae is the source of this 783-nucleotide messenger RNA. RefSeq lists its product as uncharacterized. The coding region runs from base 1 to 783 and encodes 260 amino acids. The transcript has a single exon. The record is from RefSeq and is a predicted model, not a curated record. Lineage: Eukaryota; Fungi; Ascomycota; Leotiomycetes; Helotiales; Sclerotiniaceae.
AUGUGGCCUAGGUUCCCUGAAUUUAUCCGAUUCAAGACCUACCGAGUUUUGAGAGCUGUUGAAUCAUAUCUCUAUGGGUCUACCACGAGAGGAGUUCAGAGGCUAACAUUCGGAAUGUACCUCAAAUAUGGCCCUGAAUACGACGCUGAAUACCACACCGGAGAAUCCAACGCUCUUAAAAUUGUGCGAAGUCGGACUUCCAUCCCUGUUCCGAAUCCCAUAGAUCUCUUAGUCUCACCCACUGAGUCUUUCCUUGUGAUGUCCCGCAUCGAAGGCGUACCCGCCGGACACGCUAUAGACGAAUGCAGUGACGAGGAGGUGCAUCAGAUGGCUCAAGACCUGCGUUCCUACAUCACGGAGUUACAUACCAUAGAACUGAACAAAGACUCCAAAUACGCCAUCACCAACGCAACCGGGGGUCCUUGUUUGGAUUACCGUAUCGACAGUGAGCCAGUAGGUCCUUUUCCCACUGAGAAAAAAUUCAGUGAAUCAUUGCAGUUGGGAAUACUUCCCGGAUCGAUGCAUCGGACUGAUCACAAGACAUUCUUUACGCACGCGGAUUUGAAUAUGAAACACAUCUUGGUCAAGGAUGGGAAGAUCUCAGGAAUUGUAGAUUGGGAGAAUUCGGGAUGGUAUCCUGAAUAUUGGGAAUAUAUCAAGUGCCGAUUUUCGGUCAAAAUACACAAGCAAUGGGUGAAGAUGAUAGAUGAGACAUUUGAGGAUAAGUAUGAGGAGGAGUUGGCGAUUGAUAGGCAAUAUUGGGAUUACCAAAGCGCUUGGUAG